UAUCUGCUAGGGAAGAACCUGCCGGGCUCGGGGAACCUAUCGCGGUGCUCGCGGUCGGCGCUGACGCUCCAAGCCAGGGCGACAAUGCCGAUCAUGAGACCGCCAAUCGCGGCGGUGUUGGCUUUCCAGUUCUUAGGCUGCGAGUACCAGCCACCGGCGGGCGACCAGACAUGCUUGGGAUUACGGAUAGACCGGUUGGGCGCCGUUCGCUCUUUCACGCGCCUGGCCGCACGCCCUCGCCCGCAAUGUCCCUUCCAGCAGCUCCAGUCAACCACCUCUACCCCGCCGAACCCUCCCGAAGUUCCGGCUGUAAAGGCCGAUCCCGAAGUCGACCUUGACCACGAGGAUCUUGUCGUCGGUCCGCCAGAACUCGAGUCUCUCCCCUCCCCUCCCGUCAGCGCUGCCUCCCGCUCUGCGAAGCUCUCUGCCCUUCAUGCUCGUCUCUCACUUCCCAAGAGGGUUCCUGUCCAAUCGCUCGCCCGGACACUCGUCGACCCUUCCGCAGACAGCAACCAGGAUUUCAAUAACGCCGCCCUCGCGACCCUAGGCAGCGACCUUAUGGGCUACUACACUAGCGAACAUAUCAUCUGUCAAUAUCCGCGCCUGCCCAUGGCUGUGCUUUUCUCGGCACAGAACGCCUAUGUCGGCGACAAGGCUCUCUGUGCCGUUGCGCGCGAAUGGGGUGUUGAAACGGCUGCUGCGCCUGGCGGCGAAGUUGACCCCGGUCUCCUCCAGUUUACCCUUCUGGCACCGGGCACCGAAUUCCGCCCUUUCAAAAUCGAUACCAACAGGCCGAAUGAGCGCAAAGGCUGGGGUUGGAGGCAGAGUAUAAGCAACCGUAUCGUGUACGAUGAUCAGUUCGGCGAGUCGCGCGGAAAAGAGACGCUCCCAUUCCAGGAGGAGAAGCUCGAAGGCGUUACCAAGGAGGUCGCGAGCGCCAACUUCGUCCGCGCUGUCGUGGGUGCUGUGUAUGUUCAUGCAGGCCGCAUUACGGCACAGCAGUUCAUCUCAGCCCACUUCCUGUCGAGACAUCUGGACAUGUCGAAGCUGUUCGACUUCCGGACUCCAACGCGCGACUUGUCGAAGCUGUGCGCUAGAGAAGGCUUUGAGGCGCCCGUCGCACGCCUUCUCGCCGAGACUGGUCGUUUGAGCAGACAUCCCGUCUUUGUCGUGGGCGUAUACAGUGGCAGGGACAAGCUGGGCGAGGGUGCAGGCGCGAGCUUGGAUGAGGGUAGGGUAAGGGCUGCUGCGGCGGCGCUGAGGAGUUGGUACCUGUACAGCCCGCUGGAGGUUACGAAGCCGAGCGAGGUGGAGGUCACCAGGGAGGGCAAGACUUGGGUGCCAAACCUGGUGGACAUGGGUGAGAUUGUUGUGUAA
Molecule: messenger RNA, 1377 nt
Organism: Aplosporella prunicola CBS 121167
Lineage: Eukaryota; Fungi; Ascomycota; Dothideomycetes; Botryosphaeriales; Aplosporellaceae
Exons: 3
Biological process (GO): primary miRNA processing; rRNA processing; regulation of gene expression
Cellular component (GO): nucleus
Molecular function (GO): double-stranded RNA binding; ribonuclease III activity
Source: RefSeq, a predicted model, not a curated record